This is a messenger RNA of Dromiciops gliroides (monito del monte), 3506 nucleotides long. RefSeq names its product KAT8 regulatory NSL complex subunit 2 (gene KANSL2). Bases 186 to 1670 code for a protein of 494 amino acids. Gene Ontology annotation, cellular component: NSL complex. NCBI's taxonomy places the organism in Eukaryota, Metazoa, Chordata, Mammalia, Microbiotheria, Microbiotheriidae. The transcript is spliced from 10 exons. The record is from RefSeq and is a predicted model, not a curated record.
AAAGGGCCGGGGGAGAGUGAGGGUAGGGGAGCAGAGCCGAGGCGCAUGCGUGGCCCCGGAGGCCCCUAGAGAAAGGGAAGCCGCGGGAGAGGCCGAGCUCUGGGGUAGUUCGUGCCAGACUCCGGGGGCAGAAGGUAGAGCCAUCCUUAGGGCUCUUAGUAGUCCGAUUCAGGAUAGGUGUUGGUAUGAACAGAAUUCGGAUCCACGUCCUGCCAUCGAAUCGGGGGCGCGUAAACCCAGUGCCCAGGUCUCAGGAGCCCCUGUCUUGUUCCUUCACACACCGUCCAUGCUCCCAGCCCCGUCUCGAAGGCCAAGAGUUUUGCAUUAAGCAUAUCCUUGAAGACAGGAAUGCGCCUUUUAAGCAAUGUAGCUACAUAUCCACCAAGAAUGGAAAAAGGUGUCCUAACGCUGCUCCUAAGCCUGAGAAGAAAGACGGUGUGUCCUUCUGUGCAGAACAUGCCCGUAGAAAUGCCCUGGCACUUCAUGCUCAGAUGAAGAAAAACAACGCUGGACCCAUGGGUGAAACACUUUUGUGCCAACUGAGUUCAUAUGCUAAGACAGAACUGGGUUCCCAGACCCCAGAGAGUAGCCGCAGUGAAGCCAGCCGAAUCCUGGAUGAAGAUAGCUGGAGUGAUGGGGAUCAGGAGCCCAUUACUGUGGAUCAGACAUGGAGAGGUGAUCCUGACAGUGAAGCUGAUAGCAUAGACAGUGAUCAAGAAGACCCCUUAAAACAUGCUGGUGUCUACACGGCUGAAGAGGUAGCUCUGAUCAUGCGUGAGAAGCUGAUUCGUUUACAGUCUUUAUACAUUGACCAAUUCAAACGACUUCAGCAUCUUUUGAAAGAGAAGAAACGCCAUUAUUUACAUAAUCGCAAGGCAGAACAUGAAGCUUUAGGUAGUAGCCUUUUGACAGGUCCAGAGGGACUUUUAGCGAAAGAGCGAGAAAGCUUAAAGCAGCUGAAAUGCCUUCGGCGCUACCGCCAACGUUAUGGUGUGGAGGCCCUGCUACAUCGACAGUUAAAAGAGCGCAGAAUGCUGGCCACAGAUGGGGCUGCCCAACAGGCACACACUACUCGUUCCAGUCAGAGGUGUUUGGCUUUUGUUGACGAUAUUCGUUGUUCGAACCAGUCUCUCCCGAUGACCAGGCAUUGUCUGAAUCAUAUCUGUCAGGAUACCAAUCAGGUUCUCUUCAAGUGGUGUCAGGGCUCUGAGGAGGUACCCUGCAACAAACCAGUUCCUGUUAGCCUCUCGGAGGAUCCCUGUUGCCCACUCCAUUUCCAGCUGCCACCUCAGAUGUAUAAGCCUGAGCAGAUACUCUCUGUGCCAGAUGAACUGGAAGCUGUUCCCAUGGAUAUGUAUUUGAGUGCUGCUGAACUUCAGCCCACAGAGAGUUUACCUCUGGAGUUCAGUGAUGACUUGGAUGUAGUGGGUGAUGGAAUGCAGUGCCCUCCUUCUCCCUUGCUCUUUGACCCUUCACUAACUCUGGAGGAUCAUUCAAUCAAAGACAUUGCAGAAGCUCCUGUGGAUAUUCUGAACCAAGUACAGAUUGCCGUAGGUGUGCCCAGGUCACAGGGAUCCCAAAAACCUGAAGAAACCACAGUUUCUGCACCAUUUCCUGGAAGUGGAGUGGUUGCCACCAAUGGGAAGCCAGAACAUAUUUCUAUCAGCUGAUAAUCGCUACUGAGAACAAGUUGACUUUGGGAGAAGUCGAAUUCUUCAUUUCCCUAAGAAAAAUGUGACUGUUCUUCAUCAAAAGAGAGGAUCCAGGCUGACUUAUUUUUUUUCCCUUCUGGGCAGCUAAGCUGUAUAGUCAAUCAUAAAGCCAAAUUGUUCUGAGAAUAGAGCAAUAACUGUCUCAGCUGUGAGUUAAUCUUUAAAUUGAGCAAGAUGUAUGUAAUGCUGCCUAUUGGGGAUCAGUGAAUGAGUUUGUGUCCAAGGGGAAGAAAAUACCUUAAUGAUGGAAUUCCAAAACCUUGACCAGGAAACCAGUUGGGUAGCCAGUAUGACUUCUGAAUCUGGAAACUGGUUAUCCAGUACACCCUGUAUUCUCCCAGCUCCUCUUGACCCUUCACCAAAGUGGAAGUGCUAAACUGGGCAUGUCCUACUCCCUCUACCCCAAAAGGAAUUCAGGCGUGGACAGUCUGCAGGCUUGAACCCUUCUUAACCUUCCAGCUUCCUGCUUCUAACCUGUCUAGAGUUCUGUAGUGGUCAACCUCUUAUGUAAGAUAAAAUAUAAAAUUUCUGUACAGAAUUUCUAUCACAUGAUCUAAAAAAGGAAAGAGAAAAUGUAUCAAAAAUGAAAAACAGUCUUAUCACUUGGAAUGAGAGUUGUGGGUUUUGUUGAAUAAUUCUGUCUUUUAAAGGGCCACCUCUAUGAUGGAAAAAGGGGUAUUGGCAUAUGGCCUUUGUGAGAAUCUUUUACUUUACAGAGAAGAACUCUAAAUAGCCAUCUUUUAAACCUGUUUUCACACACACACACACACACACACACACACACACACACACACACACACACACACACACACAGAAUGUGAGUGAAAAUGAAAUGUGUCUGCAUGUAAAUAAAAUACUGAAACUACUUUGGGUUGGGUGAAGCCUAUGGGGACAUUGGCUUGGGGGAUCCAUUGAGAAUGUCACAGUGUUAGAAAAAGUUACCAAAGCAAAAAGCAUAUGGUGCCAGGGAAAGAGACAACAUCAUCAUUUUCUCUUCCCCCUUUCUGGUGUCUACCUGCUGGGGUCCUCCUUGCUUAAUUCUAAGUCUUAGCCCACAGAUAUUAAUGACAUUUGCAAAAAGACAUUGAAAAGAUGUAGUUCCAGAGUAAAUGAGAUCCCUCCCCCGUUCCCCUAAUAGAUGUAGUGCAUAAGUGAUAUUAGUUAUGGAGUUUCUAAAUAAAUCUAUUCUAGCCUUGAAUUUAAUUCUGAAUUUAUUUUAACCUCAUUUCUGAUUAUUGCUACCAACGUUCAUAAUCCAAGUAGUCUAAAACUUUUGUUCUCCUCUUAGGCCUUCAAAGUUCUUUUCUAGCCAGCCCCUUUUACAGUUUAGUCGUUCCCUCAAUUUUAAGUUUUUUAAGUAGGCUAAGACUUCCUUGGCACUUAAAUCUCCUCUGUCUCUGUCAUUUUUUCUGUCCAUAUGAAAUGCUCUGGGUGGCCCCACAGAAAUUCUUGAGUUGACAUUUAUCUUCUGAGAAAUAUAUUCCUUUCCAACAUAAAUAACUUUGCCUUUGGCAUCUUCUAUUUUUAAACCUAUCUCACUUUCUAAUCUUGAAAUCCUCAUUGGAUCUACCAUUCUUUCCAAAAUCUACACCUUACUCCUUUCUGGAGGAACUGUUCUCAUCUUUUUUUUUUUUUUUUCAUUUAAUUCCUAUCCAUUUGCUGUUUCAAAGUCAUCAGGCACAGUGCUUGGCAUAUAGUAAAUGUUUAAUAAAUACUUGUUGACUUGACAAAUCUGACUUUGAUCCCAGUUAUUCCACUGAACUGUGCUGAAGUGCAGUGCCCCCACCCAGUCUG